UGUGAAAGCAGCAUUGCAGUCACUGCAAUCAGAGCCACAUACGGGACGCAAUCCAACGUUUUUUGGAACUGAGAUUGAGAUAUGGGCGGAGCAACUUUUAGUCAGCCGUGGAGGUUUUUACCAGAGAAUAACCAGGAUAUCCUGGAUUUUCUCAACUCUUACAAGCCUAAAAAUAAAGAUGCCAGCCAUCUCAGAAUUCUGCUUAUUGGACCAGUUGGUGCAGGAAAAUCCGCCUUCAUCAACUCUGUUGACAGCGUUUUACAAGGAAGAGUUUCUGGUCGAGUUUUGACAGAUGCUACCACUACCACUUGCACCAGUUUCACUAAGAAGUACAAAACUUAUAAAUUCUCCAAAGGAAAUCAAGGUCAUUACUCAUUUGUUUUCAAUGACAUCAUGGGCAUUGAGAAAAUGGCUGGUGUUCAUGUGGAAGACAUCAAACUUGCCCUAAAGGGACACGUGAAGGACAAAUACAAGUUUAAUCCUGAAAAACAACUGAAAGCGGGAGAUCCAGACUACAACUCUUCUCCCGAUCUGAAUGACAAAGUUCAUGUUCUGGUCACGGUUGUUCCUGCCAGCUCAAUGUCUUUACUAAGUAAAGACACGCUGGACAAACUCAGAGAUGUCAGAAUGGCAGCCUCUGACUUGGGCAUUCCCCAGAUGGCUGUCCUCACUAAAGUUGAUGAAGCCUGUCCUGAGGCAAAAAAGAAUCCAAACAACAUCUACAAGAGCAAGUACCUGAAGCAGCAGUUCGACCAAUUGAACCAUUUGCUGGGCCUUCCUCUGAACUGUAUCUUUCUUGUGAAGAAUUACAAUUCAGAAAUCGACACAAAUGCUGCCACUGAUGCUCACAUCCUGUGUGCACUGAAACAGAUGAUUGUCUUUGGAGAAGAAUUCCUCAAUCACCUGAAUGACUGAGAAACGGGAAAAUGAUUAUCUGACCAUAAGACUGAAGGAUGUGAUCAUUAUACAUGAGAA
Molecule: messenger RNA, 975 nt
Organism: Archocentrus centrarchus (flier cichlid)
Lineage: Eukaryota; Metazoa; Chordata; Actinopteri; Cichliformes; Cichlidae
Product: interferon-induced protein 44-like
Exons: 9
Coding region: 82-915 (277 amino acids)
Biological process (GO): immune response
Source: RefSeq, a predicted model, not a curated record